UUUUUUGGUUAUUAUUUGUAUAUUGAAUACUGCACUGUUGGGUAAGCCUCGCAAGUUUAGAAUUUCACUGUACUGUACUAAAUCUUCAAACUUGAACUAGAGAGAGGCGGGUCGUUGAGUUGGCACUCUGCCCAGUAGUCAUACCGUUUGUGUUCCAUGGAACUCCACCACGAAACCCCCCCCACUUAAACUCUGCAUAAAGAGUGGACAAACUAUUCGGACUCAAACAAACCGACUAACACGACUCCUGAUGUAUCUGAGGAGAGGAGAGAAGAGGAAAGGAGAGGAGAAAAGAGAAGUGACUUUUAAUGACGUCAUAGUUUAUACUAUCUUGGGUGUCUUGACUGGACUUACUCAGAAGACUCCAGAUGUGUGUAGUUAGAGUUAAGGGACUUCUAACAAUAAUCUACCAGUACUGUAGUAUCUGAUAACAACACAGCAAAGGUCUACAGGCAGACACUAUUUGUCCCACGAACGAUGUACAACAGAAUGCAGGAGCACGCUCUGACAGAAUGACAACUCCGUGGCUUGAAACGUCCCACUCGCUCGACUACACCCUUCCGCCAGUGAUCAUUCACCUUGGUAACCACACGACGACAGCAUUGAAUAGCAACCAGUCCUGUAGUGGUGAUGACGAGAUCUUUAAGUACCGAGCCUAUACUGUCACCUACCUACUGGUGUUCCCUAUGGCGUUUCUUAGCAACAUUGGAGCGCUGUUUGUGUUCCUGCGACUGAUGCCCAAACGGUCUGCGUCCUCUGUCCUCAUGACCAAUCUCGCCCUAUCAGAUGCAUGCUUCUCCCUCACCCUGCCGCUGCGAUUGGCCUACUACUUCAGAGGCGCUCGCUGGGACCUUCCUGAUUGGCUGUGCCGACUGUGUGUGUUUUGCUUCUAUCUCAACCUAUACACCAGCGUUCUCUUCCUUACUGGACUGAGCGUGCUCCGUUGGCUGGCCGUGCUGAAGCCUCUCCGUCAUCGAGCCUUGGCCACGCCCCUUCGUGCCUUAUUGGCUUGCUUGGGCAUUUGGCUGUUUGUGGGCGGAGCUUCAGUCCCAUUCCUGUUUUCGGGGACCAGGGUGAGGGCGGGACUAACACGCUGCUUCGAGCCACGUAACCCUGCCUCCUGGAAGAUGAUCUUCGUUCUCAACUACGUGGGCAUGACAUUCGGCUUCCUGAUCCCAUUCAUCACCAUCCUCGGUUGCUACGGCUGCAUCAUCCACCGACUGACAGCUACGGCCUCGUCAGCAUUAGGGUUGACUGGUAGCCUGAACAGGAACAAGAUACGUAACCAGGGGAGACGUCGUCGCCGGCGCCGGUCUCUGCGUCUGGUCGCCAUGGUGAUCUGCACAUUCCUGCUGUGCUUUCUGCCUUAUCACGUGGCUCGCUCACUGCACCUGCAUGCGGUGGUGGGCAGGUGGGGCUGUGUUGCUACGGUGACACUGCAGCGGGUGUUGGUGGUGACGCUGUGUCUGGCGGCGGCCAAUAGUGUGGUUAACCCUCUAUUGUACUACUACUCUGGGGAGUCCUUUAGAGCGGUCAUACGCAGCGCCUCGUCACGACAACGGUCCUUCUCCUCCUCCUUCACUCAGGGCAGCCUGCUGCUCUCUCGCAGAAAGAAGACCACAAUGCCUACAACACCAACAAUGCGAGACUCACCCCUCGCUCCACCCUUAACCCUUCCUGGGUCCCUACCAGACACAGCCAUUGCUCCACCCCUAACCCUUCCUGGGUCGCUACCAGACACAACCCUCGCUCCACCCCGAACCCUUCCUGGGUCCCUACCAGACACACCCCUCGCUCCACCCCUAACCCUUACUGGGUCCCUACCAGACACACCCCUCGCUCCACCCCUAACCCUUCCUGGGUCCCUACCAGACACACCCCUCGCUCCACCCCUAACCCUUCCUGGGUCCCUACCAGACACACCCCUCGCUCCACCCCUAACCUUUCCUGGCUCCCUACCAGACACACAAAGCUGGGUGGAAGAUAGGUUUUGAACCCUUUAAAGACUAUUUCCCCUAUAGCCCACCUCUACUUACAGACACUGAGACCUGAACCCCUAGCUACACUCUCCAGAAUCAGCGACACUUUGCUGCACAUGUAAAAUGGAGCCCUGAGGCCUGAACCAGAACCCCACACACACACACCCACACAAUAACCCUUAGGUUUCCGAGGCACUUUGUGGGUGUGCUCUCUGUUAUUUCCAUUCCCGCUGUGGGUGUGCUCUCUGUUAUUUCCAUUCCAUCCACAGGUGCCGGGCCUACUUUUGUUUGAUUGUUUAUUAUCCCAGUGUUAAUCAUUACACUCUUCAUAGAUGUUUCAUAUAGGUCGAAAACAGUGUUGCACAAGUCCCACAGACUCACAUUUGUAGGUUAAAUGUAAUAAUAUCUUCAGUUGAUCAUAGUGACUGACAAUUGUUGCCUAGAUAAUACAUAUUUUGUUUUUUCCUUGACAUUGAAGUAACGAAUAACUAUAUUUGAUGCAAGAGCUUCGAACACCAUUGUGCGCCUCACAAAAGACCUCAUCCAACAUCAAGAGGCUCUUGUCCAGUUUGACAUUGCAUAGAAAGUUAGCAGGACCAUUGGAGAGCAGGCAGACCUCAUGCAGAGAUUUGAUAAAGACUGUUGGCUGAAGCCAGAGUCUGGAAAGGACUCAAUCAAGGACAUCUCAGGACAUCAACCAUAUAGUAAGUGUGCUUCUUGAUCAGGUGUGUACCUGAUCAAGAUUACUUUGACACCUGUCAGGUUUUACCAAAGCUUCCAGAACAUCCAAAUUAACCUGUUGUGCAAAUUGGACUAUGAGAAACUAGUGUUGUGGAUCAGCAACCACAAACUGAAAUUACACCGUGAGAAGAACAAACUGUCUGCUCAUUUGGCACGCAGACAGAGGCCCAAAGUUGACAGUUGAUUUCAGCUGUAGUGCUGAGACCCAAGAAUAUAAAUUGUUAUUUUAAAUGCCACAGUUAGAGAAGUAAUGUAAGAAAUGGGAAAGAAUAAGUAGUACUGAAACCAAUGACAAUGUAGACUCACAAAAUGUGUAUUUAUUUUUAUAAUGUUCAGUGGCGUGUAUUCAUGGUUGCCAAGGGAAGCCAGACUUCCCACAAAAAAUUUUACCAAAAAAUAAAUAAUUAAUUUAU
This is a messenger RNA of Salmo salar (Atlantic salmon), 3133 nucleotides long. Its product is annotated as cysteinyl leukotriene receptor 2. Gene Ontology annotation, cellular component: plasma membrane. NCBI's taxonomy places the organism in Eukaryota, Metazoa, Chordata, Actinopteri, Salmoniformes, Salmonidae. The record is from RefSeq and is a predicted model, not a curated record. Gene Ontology annotation, biological process: G protein-coupled receptor signaling pathway. Gene Ontology annotation, molecular function: G protein-coupled receptor activity.